Molecule: messenger RNA, 957 nt
Organism: Endocarpon pusillum Z07020
Lineage: Eukaryota; Fungi; Ascomycota; Eurotiomycetes; Verrucariales; Verrucariaceae
Exons: 2
Coding region: 1-957 (318 amino acids)
Source: RefSeq, a predicted model, not a curated record
AUGGCACCCGAAAGACCUCGUUCAGUGGAGUACGACAUUCCCUUUGGACCUCGGAUUAUCGAACGGAAACCCGAAGGCGAGGUUCAAGAACUAUAUAGAUCCGCCAGACCGGUGAGACCACAGCAUAGGCCUAUCCUCCGACAUCCGGAGCCCGAACGCAUCGAAGCAGAUUAUGUAGAGCUGCGAGAACCUGGACGGCGACGCCCGCCACCUAUCAAUAUUAGAAGACAGGUCGCGGACGACUUCGUCCCCUUACCACGGCCAGUGCCAUCACCAAGAUAUCCGCUAGAUGAAGAAACACCAACCUUAGAGAUAAGAACUCCUAGACAGCGACCUAUCAUUCACACAUCACCUUCCCCACUUCGGGAGCAUCGUCGACGUCGAGCAUCAUCUCCAUCACCGUCGCCAAGCCCGGUUCGUGAAGUGGAGAGGAUCAGAAUCUGCAAACUAGACAAGUCUGAUAGUGGCAAAGCUGAACGGUAUCGAGGUCGUGCCGCUGAGGACGAAAUCAGGGUUGAGCGCGAACGUCGUCGCCACGUCGAGGAGAACAACCGUCACCUAGCGGAGAGGGCAUCUCGCGAGGCUUCAGAGCGUCGUCGGGCCCAAAGAGAUGCUCAGAACGCUAUCGCUCAAAGAAGAAGUGCCGAGAUAGCGGCUGCGGAGCUACAACAGCAGAACGAGCGACUAGAUCGUGCGCGACGACUUGCGGAACGGGAAGCAGCUAUACUCGAGCGAGAACGAUUGCGGGAGCGAGACCGAUUGCGGGAGCAAGAAAGAGUUCGCGAAGUAUCUGGACGUCCUCAAGGAGCCUUUCGGCUAGCAAGAGAACCCCUUCGAUCACCGAGAGACCCCAUCCAUCUUACUACAGAUCGAGGUGCACAAGUCAUUCAAGCAGCCCAAGCCAAUCAACGUCUCCGGCACAGGGAACGGAAUUCCUACCAUGAUUAUCAUGAUUAG